UCGAAAAGUCGCUCAUCAGCUGUGUUUUGAUGGAAUAAAAAAUUUACAAAAAUUCCAUCAAAACCUCAUUUCUCAUCGACAAAUUAAAAAAUAAACCACUCACGAUGUCAAACAAGUACCUCAAGCUCGCCGAACUUCCCACACAAUAUGCGAAACGGAUGAAUUUCUUGUCCAACCGGAUAUUCAAUGAAGUUUCGCGUCCCACAAACAAAACUUCGAUGCGAGUCGUGAAGCUGUUCGAGAAAAAACCUCUGCAAAAGACAAAAUACUUCGUUAAUUGGUAUCCGAGACACUGGGAAACGGGCUACAUGAUCAUGAAAUUACGCAAAUACGGAUUGUUCCGCGACGAGCAUCUCGAUUUCAAGGAUGAAAUGAACCGAUUGCGAGCAUUGAGAGGCAAAGCACCACCUGUGAAGGAACUGAAGCCGGGAAAAUCGCCGAAAAAUCGGAUUUAAGUUGGUUUUAGGAGAGAAAAAUUAGUUCAAGAAAUAAAUUUUAAUGAAAAAAAAUGUUUUUU
Culicoides brevitarsis is the source of this 517-nucleotide messenger RNA. RefSeq names its product small ribosomal subunit protein mS33 (gene mRpS33). Gene Ontology annotation, cellular component: mitochondrion. The transcript has 2 exons. The record is from RefSeq and is a predicted model, not a curated record. Bases 105 to 455 code for a protein of 116 amino acids. NCBI's taxonomy places the organism in Eukaryota, Metazoa, Arthropoda, Insecta, Diptera, Ceratopogonidae.